Mitosporidium daphniae is the source of this 834-nucleotide messenger RNA. RefSeq lists its product as uncharacterized. The record is from RefSeq and is a predicted model, not a curated record. Gene Ontology annotation, molecular function: ditrans,polycis-polyprenyl diphosphate synthase [(2E,6E)-farnesyl diphosphate specific] activity. The coding region runs from base 1 to 834 and encodes 277 amino acids. Lineage: Eukaryota; Fungi; Microsporidia. The transcript has 5 exons. Gene Ontology annotation, cellular component: endoplasmic reticulum; lipid droplet; dehydrodolichyl diphosphate synthase complex.
AUGGACCGCCUUUUGGUAAAGUUUGGUGGAAUCAUGAGCUCGAUAAUCGAUGAUAUUCUCAUUCCGCUUGUAAUUUAUUUUGUCAAACUGGGACCUGUUCCUAAACACAUCUCGUUUAUCAUGGAUGGCAAUAGAAGAUGGUCCAGACAAAAAAGAGGUUUUUUGGCUGGCGAUGCCGACGGUGUAGGCAUUGGCCACCUUAAUGGAUAUAAAGCGUUGGAGAAAAUCCUCAAAUGGUGCUUACUGCUUGAUGUCGAAUGCGUGACCCUUUAUGCAUUUAGCAUUGAGAACUUUAAGCGAUCCACGCAAGAAGUGUCGUUUUUGAUGUCUCUUGCGAUGGAAAAAUGUAAACUAUUGUCCAUGCACAGCUCGCUGGUUAAGGAAAAGUCUGUCUCCAUCCGUGUAAUUGGAGACAUGUCCCUUGCCCAGGAAGACAUGCGAAAUCAGAUAAACGAGACCAUUUCGAUGACAAAAGGCGGAAAGCGGAUAUUGAACAUCGCAUUUCUAUAUACAAGUACAAAUGAGAUUGAACGUGCUGUGUGUCAAAAGACCUCAGCAAAAGGAUGUGAUGGGAAAAUAGAUGGCUUUUUGGAUACGGCUAAAGGCCCUCCCUUGGACUUAUUGAUCCGGACAUCAGGGGAGCACAGGCUUUCUGAUUUUAUGAUGUGGCAAAUCACCUCUCAAAACACGCUUUUAUUAUUUGACGACACCCUGUGGCCAGAUUUUUCGUUUUUGAAUUUAAUUUGGCAGUACCGUUUCAGUAAAAUAGCGUGGCAAACCAAUAAUAAUCUAACAGCGUACAACAUUUUUAAAAAACGGAUAUUUAUUAAAUAA